This is a messenger RNA of Sphenostylis stenocarpa, 1389 nucleotides long. Lineage: Eukaryota; Viridiplantae; Streptophyta; Magnoliopsida; Fabales; Fabaceae. The record is from the annotation of a GenBank genome assembly.
AUGGUUGGACGCAAUGGGAAUGGCCAUUCAAGUUGUUCUCUUCUGAAUGUAAAUGGCGGUAAUUUAGAAGAGAAGGUUGAUGAGAUUCGUGACCUUAUUGGGAAAGUGGAGGGUGAUCCAUUAAGAAUAGUUGGUGUUGGAGCUGGUGCUUGGGGUAGUGUGUUUAUUGCUAUGUUGCAAGAGGCUUAUGGUAGUUUGAGAGAAAAGGUUCUGAUAAGGAUAUGGAGAAGACCGGGAAGAGCUGUUGACAGGCCAACGGCUGAGCAAUUGUUCAAGGUGAUCAAUUCAAGGGAGAAUGUACUGAGGAGGCUUAUUAGGAGGUGUGCAUAUUUGAAAUAUGUUGAGGCUAGGUUAGGUGAUAGAAUACUUCAUGCAGAUGAGAUUUUGAAAGAUGGGUUUUGCUUGAAUAUGAUAGAUACCCCUCUGUGCCCUCUGAAGGUUGUGACAAACCUGCAGGAGGCUGUGUGGGAUGCUGAUAUUGUGAUUAAUGGCUUGCCAUCAACAGAAACUCUUGAGGUGUUUCAGGAAAUUAGUAAGUACUGGAAAGAGAGAAUCACUGCCCCUGUCAUUGUAUCCUUGGCGAAGGGUGUAGAGGCUGAAUUGGGCCCUGAGCCUCGGAUAAUAACUCCCACUCUAAUGAUCAAUCGAGCAACUGGAGUUCCCUUGGAGAACAUUCUUUAUCUUGGAGGACCAAAUAUUGCCUCAGAAAUUUACAACAAAGAAUAUGCAAAUGCUCGGUUAUGUGGGGCAGAAAAAUGGAGGAAACCGUUGGCAAAGUUUUUAAGGCAGCCUCACUUUAUAGUAUGGGAUAAUGGUGAUCUUGUUACCCAUGAAAUCAUGGGUGGGUUAAAGAAUGUAUAUGCAAUUGGAGCUGGAAUGGUGGCUGCUUUAACAAAUGAAAGUGCCACCAGCAAAUCAGUAUACUUUGCUCACUGUACUUCAGAGAUGAUUUUUAUUACUCAUCUAUUAGCAGAAGAACCGGAGAAACUUGCAGGGCCACUUUUGGCUGAUACUUACGUCACUUUGUUGAAAGGUCGUAAUGCAUGGUAUGGACAGAAGUUGGCCAAAGGGGAGCUGAACCUUGAAAUGGGUGACAGUAUCAAGGGCAAGGGAAUGAUUCAGGGAGUCUCUGCUGUAAGGGCCUUUUAUGAGCUACUUAGUCUGUCUAGCUUGAAUGUCCUAAAUCCUGAAGAAAACAAGCAUGUUGCCCCAGCGGAGCUUUGUCCCAUCUUGAGGAUGUUAUACAGAAUUUUGAUAACAAGGGAAUAUCCGGCCCAGGCCAUUCUUCAAGCAUUAAGAGAUGAGACCAUGAAUGAUCCCCGUGACCGCAUUGAGAUUGCCCAAAGCCAUGUGUUUUAUAGGCCAUCCCUUCUUGGUCAGAAGCUUUAG